UGUAAGUCUCUCCGCGCAGGGUCUUUCCAGGCCUUGACCGAACACAUACUUGCAUCGCAUCGAAACCUGUGCACACGUACCAAAUCCUGCCGAAUUGGUCCGGAGAAUCAGAUGGCGGAACUUAAACCGGAGAAGAAAGGAUGUGGAGUGGGCUGCUACCUCCUGGCCUAAAUGAAAGUGAUAUUGAAUUGAAUUCUGAAGAUGAAACCCCAUUAGAGAACUCUGGACUUAACCUACAGGAAGAUAAAGAAGAUGGGGCCAUUACAAAAACAGAGGUCUCAGAUUUCCCAACAGAUGGACCAAAACCUGAAGGAGAGGCAAAUGUCAAUGCAUAUGAAGAGUGCCCUUCUGGAAUUCCCUUAAAUAUGUGGCAUAAAUUUCAAGAAUUGCAUAAAAAACAUUCUGAACAGAAAACCUCAACUUCAGGAUUCAGAAGGAAAAAAAGAAAACGCUCCAGGAAAGGUAAAUUGAAGAAUGAGGAAGAGUCUCAUAGUGAGCAGACCCCAAGUGAAACCCAGUGGAAGGAGCUUACUCAGUAUUUUGGAAUCAAUGAUAGGUUUGACCCCCCUGUUAAGAAGAAAAAAAUCGAUAAGUCGGGCCUUGAAAAGAGCAUAGACCAGGCUGUGGAAGAAUGGAACAUCGAGAAGGCUGAGGAACUCAGCAACCAGCUAGCUACUCGAGAGCUUGGUGUUAAAAUUGCCAAAGCAGUUGCCUGCCACAACUUUGUAAAAGCCAAAAAGGAUGCUGAAAAUUCGCAGGUUGCUCGAAAAAAGAAAAAACUUGCAUGGGGGUUUGAAGCAAAGAAGAGAUGGGAAACCAAGAGCAACAUGGGAUAUAUGUAACUUGCCAGAAUUCCUCAAGACAUUUGAGUCUUGACUUGGGUUUUUACCUGAGUCUUCAACUGCUCAAUUUGCUGAUAAUGUUAACUAUAUCAGAAGACUAAUAGAAGUUGGAAAAAUAAGCAUAAAAUUUGGGAGUUGGUUAUUAAAUCUUUUCAGUCUUUUUCUAAA
Nyctereutes procyonoides (raccoon dog) is the source of this 1010-nucleotide messenger RNA. RefSeq names its product family with sequence similarity 204 member A (gene FAM204A). NCBI's taxonomy places the organism in Eukaryota, Metazoa, Chordata, Mammalia, Carnivora, Canidae. The record is from RefSeq and is a predicted model, not a curated record. Bases 141 to 842 code for a protein of 233 amino acids. The transcript has 8 exons.